This is a messenger RNA of Kwoniella botswanensis, 1404 nucleotides long. RefSeq lists its product as uncharacterized. The record is from RefSeq and is a predicted model, not a curated record. The coding region runs from base 1 to 1404 and encodes 467 amino acids. Gene Ontology annotation, molecular function: zinc ion binding; guanine deaminase activity. Lineage: Eukaryota; Fungi; Basidiomycota; Tremellomycetes; Tremellales; Cryptococcaceae. Gene Ontology annotation, biological process: guanine metabolic process. Gene Ontology annotation, cellular component: cytosol. The transcript has 8 exons.
AUGACCCAAUCCUUCGUGGGUACUUUUGUGGAUACUCCCACACCGGGUGAAUUGAGGAUAAGGAAAGACCACUUGAUGGCUAUCUCCCCUGAGGGGUUUAUAUCCCACCUCUCACCCAUCCACUCCGAAUCCUCCCAACUACUCCUAUCCGACCAUUCCUCUGUAGCCCCUAUCGAGCUCCCUAAUGCGUCGUUCCUCCUACCUUCAUUUGUGGACUUACACCUGCACGCUCCGCAAUACCUCUUCAACGGGACGGGUUUAGAUCUCCCUCUACUGGAAUGGCUAGAGAAAUACGCCUAUAAAGCUGAAGAGAGAAUUGAUGGUUCAACAGAACUUGCUGAGAAGGUGUAUGAAGUGUUGGUUAGGAGGUUGUUGGAUAAUGGAACGGGGUGUGUUAGUUUUUUUGGGAGUAUCGGAGUGGAAGCGAACCUCAUCCUAGCUAAGAAAAUGCAGGAGUUGGGAUUGAGAGGGUUUAUAGGUAAAUUAUCGAUGGAUCAAUCACCGCGUCCCACAUACGGUGAAUCAUCAGCUGCAUCCUCUCUUUCGUCCAUCUCCCAAUUCCUAGAUUCGCUCGAUGGCUAUCUCGCACAGUUCCCAUCCCACGAGCGACUGGUUCAACCUAUUAUCACACCUCGAUUCAUCCCUGUGUGCUCGGAUGAGUUGCUGGUUGGAUUACAGAAAUUGGCGAAAGAGAGAGAUGUAAGGAUACAGAGUCAUAUGUGCGAAGGGAGGGAUCAGAUGGAUAUGGUUCUGAAAAGGGGGAAAGGACAGGAUCAUGAGUAUUGGGAUGAGCUCGGCUACUUAGGUCCCAAGACUCUCCAAGCGCACGUAACUUACCUCGACGAAGAGAUGAUCCCGCUUGUGAAAGAUAGACAGGUCACUAUGGCACAUUGUCCUUUGUCAAAUGCGUAUUUAUCAGAAAAGCAGUUUCCGUUGAGAGAAGCCAUCGACAACUCCCUUUCUGUUGGUCUUGGAACAGACAUCGCAGGAGGAUACUCCCCCUCGAUACAAACGCAGAUGCGUCAAGCGGUGAUAAUCUCCCGAAUGAGAGAAGGAGCACGAUGUGAAUCUAUGAAUUGCAGUUUUGCCGAAUCGACCCAAAAGGAAGGUCAACAUCUGAAGGUCGAUUGGAAAGAGAGUCUGUACCUUGCCACGAGGGGUGGUAAGAAGGGGAUGGGACUGGGUGGAUGUUUCGAAGUAGGAAUGGAGUUUGAUGCGCAAUUCAUCGAAUUAGCUAGCCCAAAUACACCGACAGGUACGGGACCAUUAGAUCUCUUUGAUUUGUCUUUAGAAAGUAAGUUGAACGAUGAUGAGAGCUGGGUAGAAAAUAUCGAGAGAUGGUGGUGUAAUGGUGAUGAGAGGAAUAGGAAGGGCAUGUGGGUACAAGGUAGGAAGGUGGCGUGA